Electrophorus electricus (electric eel) is the source of this 6558-nucleotide messenger RNA. RefSeq names its product Rho GTPase activating protein 32a (gene arhgap32a). The record is from RefSeq and is a predicted model, not a curated record. Lineage: Eukaryota; Metazoa; Chordata; Actinopteri; Gymnotiformes; Gymnotidae. Gene Ontology annotation, molecular function: phosphatidylinositol binding; protein binding; GTPase activator activity. Gene Ontology annotation, cellular component: actin cytoskeleton; fibrillar center; nucleoplasm. Gene Ontology annotation, biological process: small GTPase-mediated signal transduction.
UGGACGAGGGCACGCAGGCACCCCAGCGAGCCGGCUGGGAGGAUGCCAUCACUUUCAUGGCUGCGACUGUCAUGGGCUCUGAGCUGCCUGAUGAGUCCUCCCUCCGGUCGUGCACCAGCACUGCCAGUAUGAAGGUCAAGAACGUGAAAAAGCUGUCCCUCAAGAGGCCGUUUCCUCGUCUGGCUGAGUGCGCCCACUUCCACUAUGAGAACGUGGACUUUGGCUCCGUGCAGCUCUCCCUGGCCGAGGAUCAGAGUGAGCUGACCCGCGGCGACGGCCUAGACCCAAAGGAGCUCACAUAUCUCGUGCAGAUCUGUUGCCAGGGGCGGAAAUGGAUGGUGAAACGUUUGUAUGAAGACUUUCGGGUCCUCGACAAGCACCUCCAUCUUUGUAUAUAUGACCGGAAUUUCUCCCAGCUUCUGGAGCUUCCUCGGUUUGACGACCUCAGAGACAAAUCGGAGCCUCUCUCCCAGAUGCUCACUGCCUACCUCUCACGCCUCUCCUUCAUCGCUGACAACAAGAUCAACUGCGGACCCGCUUUGACGUGGAUGGAGAUUGAUAACAAAGGGAACCACCUGCUGGUGCAUGAUGAGUCCUCCAUCAACGUUCCAGCUGUGGCCGCUGCCCACGUGCUCAAGCGCUACACGGCGCAGGCAGCUGACGAGCUCUCCUUUGAGGUGGGGGAUAUUGUUUCAGUCAUUGAUAUGCCACCCAAAGAAGACACUGGCUGGUGGAGGGGGAAACACGGCUUUCAGGUGGGAUUUUUCCCUGGCGAGUGUGUAGAACUGAUCAGUGAGAAAGUUCCUCCAAACAUGACUGGUUCACUGCCCAAGCCAGUGUGUAAAAAGCACGGCAAGCUGAUAACGUUCCUGCGCUCCUUCGUGAAGUCCCGGCCCACCAAACAGAAGCUGAAACAGUGUGGGAUUCUGAGGGAGAGAGUGUUUGGCUGUGACCUGGGAGAGCACCUGCUCAACUCCGGCCACGACGUCCCUCAAGUUAUCAAGAGUUGCGCGGAGUUCAUCGAAAAGCACGGGGUUGUGGACGGAAUUUACCGCUUGUCUGGGGUCGCCUCCAACAUUCAGAAACUGCGGCAUGAGUUUGACUCGGAGCACGUACCAGACCUCAGCAAGGAUGUGUCGAUCCAGGACAUCCAUUCCGUGGGCUCCCUGUGCAAGCUGUACUUCCGUGAGCUCCCCAACCCCCUGCUCACCUACCAGCUCUAUGACAGAUUCUCAGAUGCAGUGUCAGUAGCCACGGAUGAUGAAAGGCUGGUCAAAAUCCAUGACGUCAUUCAGCAGUUGCCUCCCCCGCACUACAGAACUCUCGAGUUCCUGAUGAGGCACCUGGCCCAUAUGGCGACCUUGAGUAACAUCACCAACAUGCACUGCAAAAACCUGGCAAUUGUCUGGGCCCCCAAUCUCCUCAGGUCAAAGCAUAUUGAGUCGGCGUGUUUUGGCGGCACGUCGGCAUUCAUGGAGGUGCGUGUGCAGUCUGUGGUGGUGGAGUUCAUCCUCAGUCACGUGGAGGAGUUGUUCAGCCACAGACUUAGCACGCUGAUCCGCGAGAGCUCAGGUCACGGCACCGUGAUGCGGCCCAAGUCCCUGCUGGUCUGCUCGCCAUCCACCAAGCUGCUGUCUCUGGAGCAGGCGCAGGCCCGCACGCAGACCCAGCUUACCUUACCCGUGUUCCCCGACAGCAAGUACAUGGAGGUGGGGGAGGGACCCGCCGCCCUGCAGGGCAAAUUCCACACCGUGAUCGAUCUGCCCACAGAGAGGAAGAAGACCCAGAACAAGGCGAGGAAAUCUCCCGUGCUCAGCUGGCGCUCCUUCUUCAGCAUGGGCAAAUCGUCCACGGCAACCAAAUGCAAGCUGCUCCACCGUCCCAGUGAGCCCAGUGAGAUCAAGACCGCGGCGCUCCAGGGUGGUAGAGGAGACUCUGGGACCAUGCGAUCGGCCAAGAGCGAAGAAUCUCUCUCUUCUCACACUCAUGAGGGGGGAUCAGGGGUGUAUCGCGUACGUAGGCCGCGCUCCACCAGCGACGCCCUGUCCGUGUCGUUCAGCGAAGACCUGCUGAACAGCCGCGGUCACGGGGGCUCCCAGUCCGGCGGGAAGGACCCGGCUGCCCCGCACCCUGCUGACGCCCACCUCGCCGUAGAGCCGCCGUCGCAAACGUCCGACGCAAGGAAGGAGGGCGGCCGGAAGAGGGAGAGAGGCAGGCCUGGCGAGGCGGCGCGGUGGGAUGGACGUGCCGGUCUGACCGUGCCGCCAGAUUUGCCGCCGCAGGCCCAGGAGGAUGCGAACCGCAUGCACUCGGCUAACGUUGCCGCGGCGACUAAAGCGACGUCGCCGCUGAUGGGGCCCGGCGAGUCCGCGGGGGCCGAGGAGUGCCCCACCUCCUCGCGCCAGGGAGAGGCUGGAACUCGAGAUGAGCCGGCCCACUCUCUAAAGCGUGCAGGAACAGGUGCGGUGAUCUUUGACUGCACUCCGGGCUUGGUGCGGUCCGUGUCCCUCAUCGCCCCGCAGCCUGCUGGGAAGAGCGCGGCCCGCGUGCUGGCCCUGGCCCUGGCCGAGUCAGCCCAGCAGGCCGCCCGGCUGCGCAAGAGAGGGAGCUCCGAGCCCCCAACGCCCCUCUCUCCCCUCCGCCUCCAGGAUCCACUCUCCUUGCUGCAGUGGCCUUCUGCCCCAACGAAAGAUCCCUGCAUCCCCCAAGGAAACUUCACGGGCUCCCCGAGCGCCGUCUCUGCUGGGAACCACACCGAAUCCAGCAGCCCACGGAGCACGUGCGCGUGCCGCGGCAGCGAGAGCGGGCUGAGCUGCUCCGACGGAGGGGAUGCUCCUGGCACGGGGCGCAGAGCGUGUGCCACGCCCCCGGACCCUUCUUCCGUCAAAGGUGCGGACGCAGAGCGGGCCCUGGAGAGCCAAGCGUCCAUCCGGGAGAAUAUCCGCCACGUGGGGGUGGGCACCGAUGCCGGCGGACCGGAGACCGAGCUAUGCGAGGGCCUGGAGCCUCGCCGCUCUCCAACGGAGGACUCCUCCGCCUGCCACGCUUCCGAGGACUGCUCCGCUACGGCUGCUCUGCUCAGCAAGCAGGCUGCCAACGCGUCCAACUUCCGUGCCAUAUUAGCCGAAGCGACUAUGCCGUCUUCGGUCCAGGAGGUUCUCCCGCAAGCUCCAGUCACCUCUCCCAGUUCCGCUUACCAGUACAGCCCAAAAGAUGCCAGUUUGCUGGGCUCUUCGGGCCUUGUGUAUCCCCAACCCUGGUGCAGCCCGCCGGGACAGAGCGGCCCCUAUCAGCCGGGCUACCAGCAGCUCCAGGCUGAGAGCUUCUCUAAGGACCGCUACAGCACUCUGACACCGCGGUCCCUCCACCUGUCUUUUAAAUACAAAGGUCACCAGAGGAUGGAAUGCUCCCCAGGUCGCGUCUAUGGAUACGGUGGCCCGAGGUACCCACCAAUGGAUGGCGCCUCGGUGUACCCCACUAUACGCAGGGUGCGCUCCAUACAUGCGCCGCCGGAGGACAAAUUUUUCUUUUUCCAGCAUCCAUCCUGCCAGAACAAUCCUUACCAGACACCAGUUCCCUCAGACAUCCACCGAGUGCGGCCUUACUUCGAGGAUGGCAAAGUCCAGUACAGGUACAGCCCCUUUCUGGAGGCCCAACAGAGCGACCCGGAUGCACGCCGAGUGAAUGGUCACAGACGCAGCCACGCCUACACCACCCACAGGCCACCCUUCCGCUCUGCUGGAGUCACGGGCAGUGUCCAGAGCCAUCGCGACCCCUGGGUCAAGCCACCCUUUGCCAGAGAACGCAGCUUUGUGAAACAGGAUGUCGGCCCGUUGCCGAGAGGGAGGGACGGGACUGUGUAUGAAGCUCUGGACGCUGGUUUAUCCGAUCCACAUUUCAGCCAGUCCGUCAGACAAGGAAACGUCUGGAAUAAGAGGCUGCCAGAUCUCGCUGUGGGCCCGGCCCAUCUCCUGAGAGGUGCCCAGAGCAAGUCUGAACCGGGCAACGAUAUGCUUAUUUCUACUGAGGGGGCUGAUGGGAAAUACAGAGUGACCAUGGUGCGGGAUUACUCUCCUGAACACCCGCUGCCCGAGCCUGAGGCGUGCCAGCCUGAGUGGGCGGAGAAGCGGGGUUUUGGGCACGGCGCCAAGGCUGCCCUGAUGCUGAAGCAGAGCUGCUCCAUGCUGUGCUACCCACAGCCUCCCGCGCGCUACCCGGGCCUGCAGAAAGAGCACAGCUGCCCCGACUUCAAGCGCUCUGAGUCUUCUGAGGCUGGGGUGUGCCUCCGUGGCCAGAACAGGCUGGCGUUCCAGACCCUUGGCGGCUGCCCUGCGGAAGACUCCCAGCGUGCUAAGGUCAGGUGCCCUGGCUUGCAAAGAUCAGAUAGGUCACAAAGUGCGAGAGGUCGUCAUCAAGAAAGCUAUGCCAAAAGGACCCUGGAGCGAGAUUACAGACUGGCGUACCCCACGCAGAGAAGGCCGAGGACUUGCAGCAUGUCUGUGCCAUCUCGCCCGGAAUACGCGGACGCUUGCGUGUCUAAGCCCGUUCGAGCGAGGAUGGGUGUGUUCCCCAACUAUGGCUGCAUGCCUCCUCAGAGCCGCAGGCUGUACCCCACGGCGCUGGGCCCGGGAGGGUUUCUUCCCUCCGAGCUCCGGCCUGAGACUGAGAUAUACGCUGAAUGAAGAACGUCUGCGGAAGCUCCGGACGUUGACGGAAGAGAGGACACGGAGAGACAGCCUCUGCUGGACAGUGGUCUUUUAAAGCUCAGAGUCUAUUUUAUGGAAGGAAAAGAAGUGAUAAGUUUAGUAACACGGUGUAAGGGUUCACGCUGGCGUCAUUUUGUAUCAAAUCACACUAAAUGUCAAGAUCCAUCAUAGUUUGGAGCCGCUACAUUUAAAGAGCCAAAGCGAUGUCAAAGACCACAUUCAGGGAUUUUCACUGGAUCAUAACAAAAAAAUGCUCCUGCACUGGCUAAAGUUUAAAUCUUAUUAAUUUCAUAAAAGGAGUCACAACGCCCCCGAAUCCUCCAGUUUCUCCUAAGCAGCAUCUGACCAUUUCCUGAUUGCAAUGUUUUACAGGCUUCCACAAUUUAAAAAAAAAAAAGUCCCAAAACAUGACAGAUGGCUCAUGUUAAAAAUUGGGAGAAUUACUGGUUCCAGUCGAGACAUUUUAACACAGUAUUGCAGUGCAGCGAGACGUGACUCCUGACUCUGCUCUCAGCCAAGUUCACGUUCCUGAGAAAUUAGACACAAAGCAUAAAUGUAACCAUCUGCCAUGUUAGGAGAUCGUUUGGGAUGGGACGCCUGUGAAACAUUUCUACAUAAAAACAUUUAUACAGAACAGAAAUGACAUAUGUUUAAAGCUGUUUGUAACUGUAAAUAUUCCGAUUUUAGUGCUUUAGACUUUUCGUCUUGAUUUUUCGGGAUUUUAUAACAAUUUAACACCGGUGUAACUAUGUUUACAGUCAGAGUGCAACUAUGAACAAAAACAACACCCACCAAACUGGAGCCCAUCGUUGGCUGGAAAACACAUCAUUACCAAAGAGGGCCUUUAACAUCACUUUGCAUCUUUCAUGCAGUGUUUCCCAUUUAUGAAAAAUGUCAAACCUUACACUGAUUUCAUGUGGAAUAACCUUUUGUUGUCUUAUGCACUGUAUACGUCACACACCUUGCACAUUAGGCUUGUUCUUGGCUUCAUUUCGGGGAAUGCUUUUGAAAAUCACCUCAGUUGAGUGUUCUGCCGGUGGGAGUUCACAUGCUUUAACUGCUUCUUUGACUGCACCGUCAAUCAGUUCAUUAGUCUUGAGAUUUUGUCAUUUCCGUAACGGUGUUCGGAUGAUCCAGAAGCAACAUGGCAUCCUGGAGUGUAUACCCAGUGGUGAUCAGAUUGCUAGCUGCUCAUUUCAACAAGCUCCCAUUUCUUACACUUGGCGAGGCACCACUUGCAUCAUAUCUUUUACUAAUUCUGCCCUGCGUUUAUUAUCUCUGUGAAAGUGCGUCGCAGUACAAGCUGUCAAAUGAAAAGAAUGGAUGGAAUUCAACUUGAGCUGAAACAUCUCCGUCAUGAGCUGAGCAGAUGGCGAGGCUUCCUUCGUAACGCUGUAUACGAGCCUCUCGUGGUGUUGAAUGGUUUUUUCCUGCCAGUUUGGAUCCACCGUAGUCUGUGGCGAGGCGAGCACUUUACGGUUAGACCGAGACACCAGUGUUCUAAUAACUAGCACUUUAGACAAAAAAAAACAAAAAACAAACAAGCAAACAAAAAAACUAACUAAUGUCCUUAUUUUACCAUUGUAGAACUGAGGAUGAGGGUAAAAUUAGAUAUUUAAAAAAACAUCUAAAUAAAAACCAGCAGGGUCACGUGAUGCUGGAUUGGCCAUUAAAUGGUUAUAAAUUAAAAAAUGUAAAUUCACAUAUCUGUUUAAAUGAAAUUGGUUGCUGUGUUGUUGAAGAAAAGUGUACUGUUGUUUAUUCUGGGAUAUUCAUUAUUCUGGGAUAUUCUUUUUAUGGUGUCUUCUUUUACUUUCAUUAAAAUUAUCUAUUAAAAUCUCAAGGCAUAGUU